AUGGGCCUCACGGUCUCCGCCAUCUUCUCCCGCAUCUUCGGCAAGAAGCAGAUGCGGAUCCUGAUGGUGGGGCUGGACGCCGCCGGCAAGACCACCAUCCUCUACAAGCUGAAGCUGGGCGAGAUCGUCACCACCAUCCCCACCAUCGGGUUCAACGUGGAGACGGUGGAGUACAAGAACAUUUGCUUCACCGUCUGGGACGUGGGCGGCCAGGACAAAAUCCGACCCCUCUGGAGGCACUACUUCCAAAACACGCAGGGUCUCAUCUUCGUGGUGGACAGCAAUGACCGAGAGCGGGUGCAGGAGUCUGCCGAGGAGCUGCAGAAGAUGCUGCAGGAGGACGAGCUGCGGGACGCCGUCUUGCUGGUGUUUGCCAACAAGCAGGACAUGCCCAACGCCAUGGCGGUGAGCGAGCUGACCGACAAACUGGGGCUGCAGACGCUGCGCAGCAGGACCUGGUACGUGCAGGCAACGUGUGCGACCCAGGGCACGGGGCUCUACGACGGGCUGGACUGGCUAUCGCACGAGCUCUCCAAGCGCUAGCUGGGCCGGCGGCACAGGGACCGGAUGAGCCGGGGAUGUCUCUUCCAACUGCUGUUUUGUUUGGUUUUCUAUGUUUUAUUGGGGGGGGGGUGUUUUUCCUUUCUCCCCAGCGUGGCCUCGUCUCUGUGUGUUUAUCUGGUAGGACUUGAACCUCAAGGACUCUUCGGGCAGCUCCGCUUCGCGGUGUCCUGCCUUCGCCCCGGCAGCGCUGCGUGCUGGCCGCCCUCCCCACCUGCAUGUGCCGUCUGCGAGAGCUUGCCCAGACCUGCCGGGGUGGCAUGUCCCCAAGUGUCCCCGCUCCUCGCCUGGAGCCAGCGGUGGGGGCUGAGCGGGGCUGGGAGACAGCCC
Molecule: messenger RNA, 891 nt
Organism: Gavia stellata (red-throated loon)
Lineage: Eukaryota; Metazoa; Chordata; Aves; Gaviiformes; Gaviidae
Gene: ARF5
Product: ADP ribosylation factor 5
Exons: 6
Coding region: 1-543 (180 amino acids)
Biological process (GO): intracellular protein transport; vesicle-mediated transport
Cellular component (GO): plasma membrane; cytoplasm
Molecular function (GO): GTPase activity; GTP binding
Source: RefSeq, a predicted model, not a curated record